Messenger RNA from Folsomia candida, 1012 nucleotides. Its product is annotated as trypsin alpha-3. The transcript has 4 exons. The record is from RefSeq and is a predicted model, not a curated record. Lineage: Eukaryota; Metazoa; Arthropoda; Collembola; Entomobryomorpha; Isotomidae. Gene Ontology annotation, molecular function: serine-type endopeptidase activity. Bases 114 to 863 code for a protein of 249 amino acids. Gene Ontology annotation, biological process: proteolysis.
UGAUUGAUAAGGUGAUUGAGUGAUGAGGGGUAUAAAAUACGAGUCGAAACGAGAUUUUGAGACACAGUGAAAAGUUUGGAGAUCCAGUUUUAUACUUCAAAAAUAAAGGAAAGAUGAAAGUAGCUCUGGUAAUUUUGGGAGUUGUGGGCGUGGUUUUGGCCGGCCCAGCCCUGCGACAACAGCCACCAGAACGUAUCGUUGGAGGGACGGAAGCCACGCGGGGGGAAUUUCCAUGGAUCGUUACGAUCCAAGUUGGUUCCCAUAUUUGUGGAGGAUCAAUCGUUAACGCCAACUGGAUUGUGACCGCGGCCCAUUGCGCGGAUUAUGCCGCCAACCGGUACACCAUUAUCGGCGGGGAGCAUAACUUGAACACCAACCAAGGCUCGGAACAGUCCAGAACGGUCGCGCAGAUUAUUAAGCAUCCAAGCUAUAAUCCAAGCACAUACGCUAACGACAUCGCCCUCAUGCGUCUCUCGUCCCCCUUCACUUUUGGCACGUACGUCCGCGCCGCCAACUUGCCCGCUUCGGGUGCCGGGGUUUCUGGAAAUUUGGUCGUUUGCGGGUGGGGCACGACCUCGCAGGGUGGCUCCCUUUCCGCCCUUCUUCUCAAGGUCACGGUCCCCUUCGUCAACACGGCGACGUGCCAACAAGCCUACGGAUCACAGAUUGUUCCCGGUAUGAUUUGCGCCGGAACGGGAGGGCGCGACUCGUGCCAAGGAGAUUCUGGUGGCCCCCUUCACUCGGGAACCACGUUGGUGGGGAUUGUUUCUUGGGGAUAUGGUUGUGCCGUUGCUGGAUAUCCUGGAGUCUACGCAUCCGUUCCCUACUACCGAAACUGGAUCUCGCAACACACCGGAACAUAAAUUUGACCGGAUUAAAAAUUUAAGUCGAAUUUGUUUCGACAAAAUUGUACAAAUUGUAAAAAAAUAUCUAAUUCGAAUUGAUUAUUUAAAAUAGUAAUAAAUUAUGCCGAAAAUUUAUUCUCAAAAUAUAUAAGAAUGCUGAAAACAUA